Nestor notabilis (Kea) is the source of this 395-nucleotide messenger RNA. RefSeq names its product G-protein signaling modulator 1 (gene GPSM1). The annotation marks the transcript as partial. The record is from RefSeq and is a predicted model, not a curated record. NCBI's taxonomy places the organism in Eukaryota, Metazoa, Chordata, Aves, Psittaciformes, Psittacidae. The transcript is spliced from 2 exons. Gene Ontology annotation, molecular function: GTPase regulator activity; protein binding.
CACAGUCCUCCCUAAUGGCAUCUCCGCAGACGGAGGAGUUCUUUGACCUCAUCGCCAGCUCCCAGAGCCGGCGCCUGGACGACCAACGCGCCAACGUGGGCAACCUGCCGGGCCUGCGGAUAACACAGAACAACCUGGGGCACCUGCGUGUGGAGGGGGACGCCCAGGAGCCCGGGGACGAGUUCUUCAACAUGCUCAUCAAGUGCCAGUCCGCCAGGAUCGAUGACCAGCGCUGCGCCCCCCCGGACUCCAUCCCCCGUGGACCCACCAUGCCCGACGAAGACUUUUUCAGCCUGAUCCAGCGUGUCCAGGCCAAGCGCAUGGACGAGCAGCGGGUGGACCUGGCCUUGGCGCAGGAGGCAGCGGAGGAGCGGCAGCGGUCUGGUUCCAGCUAA